Messenger RNA from Anarrhichthys ocellatus (wolf-eel), 5062 nucleotides. RefSeq names its product aminopeptidase N-like. The transcript has 21 exons. Gene Ontology annotation, cellular component: cytoplasm; plasma membrane. Gene Ontology annotation, molecular function: zinc ion binding; metalloaminopeptidase activity; peptide binding. The coding region runs from base 54 to 2942 and encodes 962 amino acids. NCBI's taxonomy places the organism in Eukaryota, Metazoa, Chordata, Actinopteri, Perciformes, Anarhichadidae. The record is from RefSeq and is a predicted model, not a curated record. Gene Ontology annotation, biological process: peptide catabolic process; proteolysis.
UUCCACCCUUACAUGAACGGUGACAGUGUGGGGCUCCAGUACAGGCAGACAACAUGGGGAAAGGCUUCUUUAUCAGUAAAGCUGUUGGGAUAGUAGCUAUCAUCCUGUGUGCAGGGGCCGUGGCUGUGAUCAUUGCUCUAUCUGUUGUCUACUCACAGGAAAAGGCAAAAAAUAAUAAUCAGGUCUCGCCAACGGAUGGAGGAUCAACAUCCAACCCCCCUGUCACACCGUCCCCGUCCAAUGAACCUUGGGACAAGUAUCGGCUGCCCAAGAGCCUGGUGCCGGACCACUACAAUGUCACCUUGUGGCCACGUCUGACUGUAGAUGCGACAACUGGACUCUACAUCUUUACUGGUGAUUCCAGUGUGGAGUUUGAGUGUGCUGAGGAGACUGACCUGAUUCUUAUCCACUCCAAUAAGCUGAACUACACCAAAUUGGAGAAUGGCCACUUGGCGAUGCUCAUGUCAGUCAAUAGUGGGGUCAAAGCUCCCUCAAUCAAGUACUCCUGGCUCCAGAAUGUGACUCAGUACCUGGUCCUACAGCUGGAUGGUAAACUGAGUAAGGACCACAGGUACCACCUCGUCACACAAUUUACCGGAGAGCUGGCUGAUGACCUGGGAGGCUUCUACAGAAGUGAAUACAUGGAGGAUGGCGUAAAAAAGGUUGUUGCUACUACUCAGAUGCAGCCAACAGAUGCCAGGAAGGCUUUCCCCUGUUUUGACGAGCCAGCUAUGAAAGCUAUAUUCUACAUCACGUUGAUCCACGACCAUGGAACUGUAGCCUUGUCCAAUGGCGAAGUGAAAGACUCAAGCAAUUUCCCCAUUGAGGGUCACAAUGUGCAGAAGACAAUUUUUGAGCCAACUGAGAAAAUGUCCACCUACCUGUUGGCGUUCAUUGUCAGUGACUUUGCCUUCAUCAAUAAUACCAUUGAUGGAGUUUUGAUUCGCAUCUUCGCCAGGAAGCCUGCUAUUGCUGCUGGUCAAGGAGAGUAUGCCCUUAACAAAACUGGACCCAUCCUUAAGUUCUUUGAGAAGUAUUACAAUACCAGCUACCCUCUGCCAAAGUCCGAUCAGAUAGCUCUACCAGACUUUAAUGCUGGAGCCAUGGAGAACUGGGGUCUGAUCACAUACAGAGAGACAGCACUGCUCUACGAUGAAGCGUACUCCUCCAACUCCAACAAGCAAAGGAUUGCGACCAUCAUCGCUCAUGAACUGGCUCACAUGUGGUUUGGUAAUCUGGUGACCCUGAGGUGGUGGAAUGACUUGUGGCUGAAUGAAGGCUUUGCAUCCUAUGUUGAGUACCUGGGAGCACACGAGGCUGAACCCGACUGGAAUGUGAAAGACCUCAUCGUGCUCAGUGACGUCCACAGGGUGUUUGCCGUCGAUGCUCUGGCCUCUUCUCACCCCCUGUCCUCCAGAGAAGAGGACAUCCAGAAACCUGCACAGAUCAGUGAGCUGUUCGAUGCUAUCUCAUACAGCAAGGGAGCAUCUGUUCUGAGGAUGUUGUCGGACUUCCUAACUGAAGAAGUCUUCACAAUGGGACUACGGACCUACCUGGGUGAAUUUGCGUUUGGGAAUGCAGUCUACACAGACCUAUUGAAUCAUCUGCAGAUGGCUGUUAUUGCUAAUGGCACUCAACUUCCUGACACUGUCCAAAAUAUCAUGAGCACAUGGAUCCUGCAGAUGGGCUUUCCUGUGGUUACCAUAAAUACCACGACUGGGGUUGUGUCCCAGCAGCACUUUCUCUUGGAUCCAGACUCGGAAGUCACUGCUGUAUCUCCCUUCAACUAUGAAUGGAUUGUUCCAAUCAAGUGGAUGAAAACUGAAGUUAUCCAGGAACCGCAAUGGCUGACGGAUAAAUCAGCCACAAAUGAUGAGAUGAAGUUAUCAGGGGCUGACUGGGUUCUGGCCAACCUUGACGUGGUGGGUUACUACAGAGUCAACUAUGACACGGACAACUGGAACAGACUCGUAGAUAAUCUGAGAACCGAUCAUAAGCUUAUUCCAGUUAUCAACAGAGCUCAGUUGGUGGAUGAUGCCUUCAACCUAGCCAGAGCAAAGAUCAUCUCUACAGUCCUGGCCCUUGAGACCACCCAGUACCUGAACAAGGAGAGAGAUUACAUGCCCUGGGAGUCAGCCCUGAGCAACCUGGACUUCUUCUACCUGAUGUUUGACCGCAGUGAGGUGUAUGGUCCCAUGCAGGAUUAUCUGAGGAAACAGGUCACCCCUCUGUUUGAAUACUACAAGAACAUGACUCUCAACUGGAGCAAAGUCCCUGCUGGACACAUGGACCAGUAUAACCAGGUGAAUGCUAUCAGCCUGGCUUGCAAGACAGACCUUGAGGAAUGCCAAAAUCUGUCCAAGGCAUGGUUCAAUCAAUGGAUGAACACUAAUGAAAACCAGAUCCACCCCAACCUGCGCUCCACUGUGUACUGUAAUGCCAUUGCAGCAGGUGGCGCUAAAGAGUGGGAGUUUGCUUGGUCACAGUUUUAUAAUGCCACCAUUGCUAUUGAAGCUGACAAACUCCGCUCUGCCCUGGCCUGCACGAAGCAACCCUGGCUGCUCAACAGGUAUCUGGAGUACACUCUGGAUCCAGACAUGAUCCGAAAGCAGGAUGCCACCUCCACUAUCGUUUACAUUGCUAACAAUGUGGCUGGACAGUCUCUGGCGUGGGACUUUGUCAGGGCUCGAUGGUCAUACAUUUUCACAGAGUAUGGUGGUGGAUCAUUCUCCUUCUCCAACCUCAUCAACGGAGUCACCAAGCGCUUUUCCACUGACUUUGAGCUUCAGCAGCUGAAGCAGUUCAAGGCAGACAACAGUGUGGUGGGUUUUGGCUCUGGGACGCUGGCAGUGGAUCAGUCCAUUGAGAGAACCAUCAGCAACAUCAAAUGGAUCACAGAGAACAAGGAGAAUGUUCUGAAUUGGUUUGAUAAGGCCUUGUAGCUCUGUAUAUACUUGUACGACAUGCAACUUAAAGACUUCAACAAAAUAAAUUAGACCAGAAUGUGCUUGCUGAAACUUUGAUGUAGCUGUUUGGUUAAACUGAAAAGAAGAAAAUGAUUCCUGGCUCUGUCUAAGUGGAGGUACGUUGACAGAGCCAAGAGGACGUGGGUAAGGAUGCUUUGUUGUUGUUUGUUUUAUACUUUUUUAAUCACAUUGUUAAAUGUAUCUACUUGUGCUCCUGAAAUGACACAGUAAAGAGUUUGUGUUAUUUCUUUGAGCGUACUUUCACAGCCUUCUUUUGUGAUUGAGGGUGUUUAGUUCGACUUUCCUGUUAUGUCAGGAUCAGGAGACUCUGCAUGAAGAAAAUCAUUAUAUUGUGAUCAUAGCGUGAUUAUUUUAUUUAUAUGUCAUUAAGGGUAAAAACACAUAACUUUAUUAAACAUAACUAAGAUAUUACUCUUUGGCCAUCGUUCAUAUUAGUUGAAACAAACAUAACACAUAAAAAUGCAUUUCUUUUUAAUAUUGCGUACCUUAUGGGCUCUGUAUUUGAAGACUAAAUAUUUGAGACAAACACAAAACAACACAAAAUAAUGAACGGUAAAAAGUGAAUUGUUAUUGAAGACAUUCCUUUAUGUUAAGCUUUACUUUCCCUGGUUAUGACGGCCAGCAUCACAAGUCACCCUGAACCAAUGCUUGUAUUCUGUUUCUAUCUGUGAUGUGACGAAACAAUCUGCUUCCAUCACAGAGCAAAUACAGCUUUGUCUUGUAUAAUACAUCCAAAACGUACUUUGCUAUACAACUAUAGCAAACCAACAUCUUUAUGUGCAAUUCUAUAAACUGGAUAUAUGUAAAUAUGUUCACCUUUAAAAUUGAAAACUUUACAAUUUCUUAUGUCCACAUUGUUGCUCAUGUGAAAGUACAACUUGAAGAAAUGAACAUUUGAAAGACAAUGAUUCUCAUCUUGUGCCGUCAUUGAUAUCUGACAUGCUGUAUUUGAAGGCAAUGGAAAGAAUAAACACAUCCAUGCUGAUGGACUUGAUGAUUAGCUCAUGCUAUAGCUGGAUAUGUUUGAGAUCAGAUGUCUGACUGUCUGUAAUAAUCAAACCACUUACAUAAGGCAUCAUCUUUUUGUUGCAGCUAAAGUCGAUGUAACUUUUAGAUGGAUCGCAGCAAAGCAGAGCCAACCCUAUAAACACAAAGGUCUGUCCUCGGGGGCGUACAGCACUUUGACUCAUUGACUGGCUGAUUCCCGAUCUAUCGCACACUAAGAACAGAACAUUCUGCUACUUGACAAAACCACUAUUUGAAGACGAUAGACAUUGGAUGUUGUUUAAUGUCCCCCGUUACAUUCUCUUCACCCAAUGAGUGUAAGGAAACCUAGUAAUGUUUCAAGUGACACAAAGUGUUCAUCAGAAUGGGCGCCGCCUUGUUGUACUUGGUGAUGCAUCUCAUAGAACGGACGGCAACAGAUGUUAGAUAAACAGAAUAUUACAUCAAACAUCGAGCAACGUCAGGAGAAUGUGUCAAUAAUUGGUUUUCUUUAUAUUGUCAGUCAGAAGACUCUUUCUUUCUCAAGUACAAACAACAUGUUUUUAAAUAAAUGCAGCUUAUUUAAAGGUGUGGUCGGUUCGUUACUGCUCUAGUUUUCAAAGUUUGUGUGUUUUUAAUCUGUUUUUAAUCUGGCAUUCCUAUCUGCUCUGUUUUCCCCCAUAUGUCAAGUAGUUGUAUUGUUUUCUCAUUUAAUUUAAUCAUCAUCAUUAAACAUAUCGUAAAUCAUAUUGAUUUAUUUUGUCACACUGAAACCUGGCUGUGCUAUGAAUUCAUUUGAAAACCAGAAAUCACUACAGCCAAUUAUAUUUCUUAUAGUCUGCAGCACCCCAGGUGCCUUUUCUGUUUUUAUGAAAUUUUGCUGUAAAAAAACAGAUAACAGGUAAUUAUUGAAGGUGAUUUUAACAUUCAAGUGGAUGUCGAUAAUGAUAGCCUCAGUACUGUGUUUAUCACAUUAUUAUUAUUCUAAAUAGAAAAUUGAAUAGUCUUCCUGAACCCUCUUUUAUUGGAAAAUGACCGAAUAACUUUUGAAUUUGUACUACCAGAUUGUACAGGUAAUAAAUGCUUCCCAU